Syzygium oleosum is the source of this 889-nucleotide messenger RNA. Its product is annotated as ubiquitin-conjugating enzyme E2-23 kDa-like. The transcript is spliced from 7 exons. Gene Ontology annotation, biological process: protein polyubiquitination; ubiquitin-dependent protein catabolic process. Gene Ontology annotation, molecular function: ubiquitin conjugating enzyme activity. Gene Ontology annotation, cellular component: nucleus. The coding region runs from base 117 to 671 and encodes 184 amino acids. The record is from RefSeq and is a predicted model, not a curated record. NCBI's taxonomy places the organism in Eukaryota, Viridiplantae, Streptophyta, Magnoliopsida, Myrtales, Myrtaceae.
UCUCUCUCUCUCUCUCCCCGAUCACUCCCACCCACCCACCCACCCACCCACCACUCUCAAGUGCUUCGAUUCGAGUGCUUGCCGAUUCAUCUCGCUUCGAGUAAUAAGGACUGAAAAUGUCUUCUCCUAGUAAGAGGAGAGAGAUGGAUGUUAUGAAGCUGAUGAUGAGUGAUUAUACUGUGGAGACAAUCAACGACGGACUUAAUGAAUUCAAUGUGGAAUUUCAUGGGCCAAAAGAAAGUCUAUACGAAGGUGGUGUUUGGAAGAUCCGAGUGGAACUUCCUGAUGCGUAUCCCUACAAGUCUCCUUCCAUUGGAUUUGUGAACAAGAUAUAUCACCCAAAUGUUGAUGAGAUGUCGGGGUCUGUAUGCCUGGACGUUAUCAACCAAUCAUGGAGUCCAAUGUUUGAUCUUUUGAACGUAUUUGAGGUGUUUCUUCCUCAACUCUUGCUUUAUCCCAACCCUUCAGACCCUCUUAACGGUGAUGCUGCUUCACUAAUGAUGAAAGACAAGAAGCAAUACGAUCAAAAAGUAAAAGAGUAUUGUGAGCGAUAUGCAAAGAAGGAACAUAUCAGCAACUCCAGAGCAGAAGAAGACAGCGACGAUGAGGAAAUCAGCGUCGAGGGAAGCGAAUCGAGUGACGACGAGAUAGCUGGACAUGCAGACCCAUAAAUAAGUGUAGGAUCAAUAACUAUUCAAAUUAUUCCAUAAUUGAAGGCGCAACCCCCAUUCUUCAUGUCCACCUGUCCAAAUUAUAUUUAAUUCAGAGUUGUAUGCUUGUAAUAUCAUGAGACUGGCCAUUGUUGUGAGGAAGCCCAGAAGAACUUUGUAGUGAACAUUUUCAUUGGAAGAUAAAUGGGAUUGUCACUCAAGGUGGAGCAAUUCUUUCA